AUGAGAACCCAACGCCCUCACCAUCUCUUCGUAUUAUCCAUCAUCUUCAUCGCAUCUACAUUCUCAUCAUCAACCGCAACCGGAGAACAACCUCCGACCACCGGCAACGACGGCGACACCGAAUUCAUCCGUUCAAGCUGCAACACAACACUCUACCCUGACAUAUGCUACACUUCCCUCUCUCGUUACGCCAAUGCAGUUCAACAGAAUUCCGGCCAACUUGCUCGUAUCGCCAUCGCCGUAAGCUUCUCCAAAGUCCAUCGCACAGCCACCUACCUCUCCAAUCUCACUCGCGUAGCCGAUUACAGCGGCAACUCUCGCGCCGCUCUCGCUCUCCAUGACUGCUUCUCCAACCUCAACGACGCCGUUGAUGAAAUCCGCGGCUCGAUUAAUCAGAUGCGCCAGAUAGGAGCCGCCGGGACCGGCGUCGAUUCGUUUCUUUUUCAGAUGAGUAAUGUCCAGACGUGGAUGAGCGCGGCGUUAACCGACGAAGAAACGUGUACGGAUGGAUUUCAAGAUGUGGAGAAUUGUCCGAUGAAAACGGAUGUUAACAAUCGCGUGACGAAGGUGAAGAAGUUCACGAGCAAUGCUUUGGCUCUGGUUAACGGUUACGCCAGUAAAGGAAUGCCGUGA
This is a messenger RNA of Lathyrus sativus (Indian pea), 633 nucleotides long. NCBI's taxonomy places the organism in Eukaryota, Viridiplantae, Streptophyta, Magnoliopsida, Fabales, Fabaceae. The record is from the annotation of a GenBank genome assembly.